UUGGGACACCUGGGUGGCUCAGUUGGUUAAGCAUCAGACUUAGGCUCAGGUCAUGAUCUCAUAAUUUGUGAGUUCAAACCCCGUGUUAGGCUCUGUGCUGACAGCUAGGAGCCGGGAGCUUAUUUUGGAUUCUGUGUCUUCCUGUCUCUGCCCCUCCCCUGCAUGUGCGCUCGCUUGUGCGCUCUCUCUCUCUCUCUCUCUCUCACUCUCUCUCACUCUCAUACACACACAUGCGCUCUCUCUCUCUCUCUCUCUCUCUCAAAAAUAAACAUUAAAAAUUUUUUAAUUAAAAAAAAAGAACUCUUGACAUAUAGAAAGGGGCUCUGCCAAGAGUUGGGAUAUCUCUACUCUUAUUUAGGAAAGACUAGCUCUGUAUAUUCUUCUUUUUUACCCUGCCUUCUCCCUACUAUCUCUUAAUUCUGGCCUUUUCCUGGAUUUUCUGUGAAAAGGCACUGAGAGAGUGCUGCUUUCUUCUGCUCAUGUAGUAGUAAUUUUUGACAUGAGAUACUCUCUUUCAUCAUUUGUCAAGAUCAUGAAUUCCAGCCCUUUGAAAAUCUGAUAGUUUUCAGUUUUACUGUUAAAAUAUGACCAUCUCUGAAGAAGUAAGAGUUACUGUUUUAGUUGGGAUUACCAAUGAAAACCUAGAUAUUUAUCAAUACUAAAGUGACUGUUUUUGUUUUAUUCUCUGCUAAUAGGUCAAAAUCCACUGAAGAUAAAAAAGUAUCCAAAAGGUUGAAGAUUUAGUGCAUGUUUGAUGAUCAGCUGGAACUUAGUAUUUAUAAAACCUUUGGAUUCCAAGCUUCCAACUGCAUUUACACAAGGUACAACAAUGGAUCUUUUCAUAGUUCUGGUGAUUUAUCUUUCUUGUUUGAUUCUUUUUUUUCUCUGGAAUCAAAACCAUGCCAAAGGGAAGCUACCACCUGGCCCCACUCCUCUGCCAAUCGUUGGAAAUAUUUUGCAGAUAAAUACUAAUAAUGUAAGCAAAUCCAUAAGCAAGCUAGCAGAGAGUUACCGCCCUGUGUUCACUGUGUACUUUGGCAUCAAGCCCACUGUGGUGAUAUACGGAUAUGAAGCAGUAAAGGAAGCUCUAAUUGAUCAGAGUGAGGUGUUUUCUGGCAGAGGCCCUUUCCCAGUGCUGGACAAAUCCGUCCAGGGAUUAGGAAUUGUUUUCAGCAAUGGAGAGCAGUGGAAGCAAGUCCGGCGUUUCUCCCUCAUGGUUUUGCGGAAUAUGGGCAUGGGGAAGAAGAGUAUUGAAGACAGAAUUCAAGAGGAGGCCUUGUAUCUGGUGGAAGCAUUAAAAAAAACCAAUGCAUCUCCCUGUGAUCCUACUUUCUUUCUGGGCUGUGCUCCCUGCAAUGUGAUCUGUUCCGUUGUUUUCCAGAAUCGUUUUGAGGAUGAUGAUGAGAAAUUUUCAAUCUUGAUAAAUUAUUUUCAUGAAAACCUCCUAAUUUCAAGCAACUCCUGGAUACAGAUCUGCAAUGCUUUUCCUCUUUUAAUACACUUUCCAGGAUGUCACAAUGUGUUACUUAAAAACAUUGCUAACCAAUGUAAGUUUAUUGUGGAAAAAAUAAAAGAACACCAAGAAUCCCUGGACCUCAGUAACCCUCGAGACUUUAUUGACUACUUCCUGAUCAAAAUAGAAAAGGAAAAACACAAUAAACAGUCUGAAUUUACCAUGGACAACUUGAUCUUUACUGUCUGGGAUGUGAUUAGUGCAGGAACAGAGACAACGAGCACCACCCUGAGGUAUGGACUCCUGCUCCUGCUGAAGCACCCAGAGGUCACAGCUAAAGUCCAGGAAGAGAUUGACCGUGUGGUUGGCAGACACCGGAGCCCCUGCAUGCAGGACAGGAGCCACAUGCCUUACACAGAUGCUGUGGUACAUGAGAUCCAGAGAUUCAUUGACCUCGUCCCCAACAGUCUGCCCCAUUCAGUGACUCAGGACACUAAGUUCAGAGAAUACCUCAUUCCCAAGGGCACAACCAUAUUAACAUCUCUGACUUCUGUCCUGCAUGAUGACAAAGAGUUUCCCAACCCAGAUCAGUUUGAUCCUGGCCACUUCCUGGAUGAAAGUGGCAACUUUAAGAAGAGUGACUACUUCCUGGCUUUUUCAGCAGGAAAGAGAGUUUGUAUUGGAGAAGGCCUGGCCCGCAUGGAGCUGUUUUUACUACUGACCAACAUUUUACAGCAUUUUACGUUGAAAUCUGUGGUUGAUCCAAAGGACCUUGAAACUGCCCCAAUUGUCAAUGGGGUGGGUGCUGCACCGCCCAUAUAUAAGCUGUGCUUCAUUCCAGUCUGAAGAAAGGUCAGGCCUCAUGUGAACAAGCCAGAUGCUUUCUGUCCUGUGUGUUAGCUGUAUGACAUUCCUGACCCUGUCUCUUCUAAUUUUCCUCAUCCUUUCAGAUUCAGUUCAGAUUUCCCCACAUGGAACAAAAACUCACUUUCCAAUAAAAUUCUUUUUGUAAUUGUGAGAUCUUAAGCUGUAUCUCAUCUGCAGUGUAUACCAAAUGUAAGAGACUUCAAAUGUCAUAUUGAAUAUUAAAAAUUAUCCUGAGUUAAAAAAGUGUUUUAAAUAUAUAAAAUUUGCUCGUCUCUUACUCCAGUUAGCUCUCCAGGGGAAUAAUCUCUUGAUAGUUUGGCAUGUACAAUUUGUUUUUUUCCCAAUAAUUAUUAAAAAAUAACGGGGGGGGGGGCACCUGGGUGGCUUAGUUGGUUAAGCAUCCCACUUGAUUUCAGCUUAAGCCAUGAUCUUACAGUCAUGAGAUCGAGCCCCAUGUCAGGCUCUGUGCUGAGCUUGGAGCCUGCUUGGGAUUCUCUCUCUCUGCCCCUUGCCUGCUUGUGCUCAAUCUCUCUCAAAAUAAAAUAAAAAAAAAAAUCAUGUGUGAUGCAUGUUUGUGUAUACAUGUAUGUAUAAGUAUAUACAUGCAGGGAGAAAACAGAAGAUCAUUCUAGCCAGAGGCAAUAACAUGAGAUAAAACUUGAAUUUGCUGCUCUGUCCAAGGAUGCCCUUCCUGUUUUCCCCUACUGGUUAAACACACAAAUGGAGACACACACAUACACAGACAUAGUAAGGCAAAGAAUAGGGGAAGGUGAUGUGUAUGUAUGGUUAUAUUUGAAUACACAUAUCAGAAAUAUGGGUUUUUAUGUAUGUGUGUAUACACAUAUAUUUAUAAUAUACCUAUGAUUUGCUGGUGACAUAUUUUUAUAAGUCAUAUAAAUAAAAAUACCCUGUUGUAUGGCUAUAAUUUUUAAAAUUAUCUCCUUAUUCAAGGGUAUUUAUUUUUGAAUUUUUGUUGAUAUAAAAAGGCUGCUAUAUGUGUCUUUCAUUAUUCAGGAAUAAAUGUGAAGUGGCUGCACAUACAUGUGCACUUUUAUUUUUCAUACAUACUGAAGCAUAAGACAAAAGUUAUGUGUCUGUUUACUUUUCUAUCAUGAGUAUAUAAUCAAAACACUAUUUGAUCAAAUCCUUGUAUAAUAUUGAGGAUUGAAUUCUUUGGUAGAUUUAGUAAUUUUUAACUAAAACUUCAUAGAUUUUCAAGUAGGAAAUCCUAUCACCUGUAAAUAUUUCAUUGCAAUGACCAGGAAUUUCCAGAAAUAAAUAACAUCUAUAUAUCUAGGACUUGGUCUCUCUGUCUCUGUCUCUUUCUGACUUACACGUGCAUAUAAAUUUGUCAGCAUGGGAACAAGAUGAAAGCUGUGAGGAUUUGUGGGGACAAGAUAACAGAGGGCUUGGGAAAUCUAUAUUGGGAACUCUGAUACUUGUAUGAUUUUAUUUUUGAGGUGAUUUCUGAUUUGAAAUCAGGUGCUGAGUGGCUGAAAGGCUAACUAUAAAAUAUUUAAGAGCCUUAGAAUCUGAAAAUAAUUUUUGCAGAUUCUCCGGAGUAGAAGAAAAAGAAUAGAGAUCAGAGCUGGCCAAGUAAGAAGGACCAAGUAAACACCUCCACUUGAGCUGAAGCCUGAAAGUCUUGGGGGAGCUGCACGCAAGGAUCAAGAAUAAACCUGGGAACGCCUGGCUGGCUCAGUCGGAAAAGCAUGCAACUCCUGAUCUCGGGGUUGUGAGUUUGAGCCCCACGAUGGGUAUGGAGAUUACUGAAAAAUAAAAUCUUAAAAACAAAAGCCUGAAGCUAAACAGGCUGAUUACUAGUAAGGAAAUUUAAUCAGUAAUCAAAAAACUCCCAAUAAAAACAAGUCCAGGACCAGAUGGCUUCACUAGUGAAUUCUACCAAACAUUUAAAAGAAGAAGACCUAAAACAUAUUCCCCUUAAACUAUUCCAAAAAAUAAGUGAAGGAUAAAAAAAAAAAAAAAUCACAUGAUCUCAAUAACUUCGGAAAAAGUAUUUGACAAAAUUCAACAUCCAUUCAUGAUAAAAGCUCUCAACAAAGUGGGCUCAGAGGGAACAUACCACAACAUAACAAAGGCCAUAUCUGACAAACCCACAGCUAACAUCAACCUCAACGGUGAAAAACUUAGAGCUUUUCCUCUAAUAUAAGGAAACAAAGGUGCCCAAUCUCACCACUUUUAUUCAACAUAGUACUAGAAGUGCUAAGCACAGCAUUCAGAUAAGAAAAAGGAAAAAAGGGGGUGGCAGGGGAAGAAAAGAAAACACAUCCAAAUUGGUAAGGAAAUAAAAUUGUCACUAUUUGCAGAUGAUGUGAUACUAUACAGAGAAAACACUAAAGCUUCCUCUGUGUAUAACUUUUGACUCCCUCAAAACUUUACUAAAGCCUACUGUUCACCAGAAGCCUUACUGGUAACAUAAACAGUUGCUUAACACAUAUUUUGUAUAUUAGGUAGUGUAUUCUUAUAAUAAAGCAAAGCUAGGGAAAAAAUAUUAAGAAAAUCAUGAGAAAAUAUAUUUAUAGUACUGUAUAUUUUUAUUAAAAAUUUUUAAAAAUAUACAGUACUAUAUAUUUAUUUCAAACCUCUGCUGGUCACAGGUCAAUUGUAUAUACAAUGGAGUAUUAUUCAGCCAUAAAAAAAAUCUGCCAUUUGCAACAACAUGGUUGGAUCUUCAACACGUUAUGCUAAAUGAAGUAAGUCAGAGAAAGACAAAUACUGUAUGAUCUCACUUAUAUAUGGAAUCUAAAAAACUGGAUAGACACAGAGAACAGAUUAGUGGUUGCCAGGGGUGGGUGGUGGGGUAAAUGAGUUAAUAUGGUCAAAUGGUACAAGCUUCCAGUUGUAAGAUGAGUAAGUUGUGGGGAUGUAAUGUAUAGCAUGGUGACUAUAGUUAACAAAACUAUAUCAUAUUGUUGAAAGUUGCUAAGAGAAUAGAUUUUAAAAGUUCUCACCAUAUGCAAAAAAAUUGUAACUAUGGAGGGAGGCUUGUGUUAAAUAACCUUAUUGUGGUAAUCUGUAAUAUAUACAUAUAUCAAAUCAUUAUGCUGUACACCUUAUGUUUAUACAAUGUUAUAUGUCUGAUCUCAAGGCUAGAAAAAAUUCCUUAUAUAAAAAUUAAAGAAAAAAACUUUAUAUUGAUUUUAUAUGGCUUUAAGCAAAGAUAAAGGACUUUCCAGAAAGGGUUUCUUAGUAUUUACAACAAUUGUAUAAACUAUAUAAAUGCAUGUUGUACUGGGAAUUAAUGCUUCUAGCUCAUCAGGAGCUUCGUGUCCUCCUGUAGGUAAAUACAUGAGAAAUCUGAAGUGUUCUGCGUAAUUUUUUCUCUUUCAUCUCAAAAGAAAUAAAAUAGCCACACAGAAUGGUAUAAAUGAGUUAGGUCAAAAUAUAAAGGAGAUUGCCCUGUCCCAGCAAGUACUUUAUUUACAUUUUUUUUUAAAGAUUUAUUUUUGAGAGAGAGAGAGUACAAGCAGGGGAAGGGCAGAGAGAGAGGAGCACAAAGGAUCUGAGGCAGGCUCUGUGCUGACAGUGGAGGCUGAGAUGUGGGGUUUGAACUCACAAACCUUAAGAUCAUGACCUGAGCCAAAGUGAGGUGCUUAACCAACAGAGCCACCCAGGCAACCCCCUCACCCCCCGCUGCCGACCCCCAGGAAGGACUUUAAAGUUAAAUCUUUAGCUCAAGCCAUAGUCUGACCACACAAUUACUGCAGAAAACAAAGAGCAAAUAAGGAAAUAGAAAUCUGGCUAUGAACUCCAAAUGGAUUCCCUAGCUUGCUCAAGAGAGUUUGAUAGAAUUUUUCCAUGUUCUAUGAAAUGUUUUCUCAACAAAUUAGCUUACCUUGACUUAUCUCCAAAUUAAAUAACUAAUGAAUUAGAUUAUAAAUUUUCCUCAAUUCAACAGAACUCUUUUUUAACUUGACUAUAAAGGUUAAUAAACAUUUAUAUAAAUUCAAAACAAAAGAAAAUCUCUAGAUGGGGCGCCUGGGUGGCUCAGUCGGUUAAGCAUCCGACUUCGGCUCAGGUCAUGAUCUCACGGUCCGUGAGUUCGAGCCCUGCGUCGGGCUCUGUGCUGACAGCUCAGAGCCUGGAGCCUGCUUCAGAUUCUGUGUCUCCCUCUCUGACCCUCCCCCGUUCAUGCUCUGUCUC
Molecule: messenger RNA, 6484 nt
Organism: Acinonyx jubatus (cheetah)
Lineage: Eukaryota; Metazoa; Chordata; Mammalia; Carnivora; Felidae
Product: cytochrome P450 2C21
Exons: 9
Coding region: 755-2299 (514 amino acids)
Biological process (GO): xenobiotic metabolic process
Cellular component (GO): intracellular membrane-bounded organelle; cytoplasm
Molecular function (GO): heme binding; iron ion binding; oxidoreductase activity, acting on paired donors, with incorporation or reduction of molecular oxygen, reduced flavin or flavoprotein as one donor, and incorporation of one atom of oxygen
Source: RefSeq, a predicted model, not a curated record